Rasamsonia emersonii CBS 393.64 is the source of this 1122-nucleotide messenger RNA. Its product is annotated as Oxidoreductase, 2OG-Fe(II) oxygenase family. NCBI's taxonomy places the organism in Eukaryota, Fungi, Ascomycota, Eurotiomycetes, Eurotiales, Trichocomaceae. The transcript is spliced from 2 exons. Bases 1 to 1122 code for a protein of 373 amino acids. The record is from RefSeq and is a predicted model, not a curated record. Gene Ontology annotation, cellular component: cytoplasm; nucleus.
AUGGCCGAGAUUAAGGGCCUGAGUGCUCACAAUCGCCCACCUGAGAAGGUCCGGGAUGUCUUUAAGAAAUACCAGAGGUACCAGGCCUCCGAGGUGGGCAGUGACCCCGACAUCAUUGACUUGCAGAAGCUGGAUCCGGAUGAGCCUCCAGAGUCGAUCGCCUUGGACGGGUGGAUGUCCAGCAAGGAUCUACGACGGGCAUUUCAUGAAUUCGUGAAGGGUGAGAAUGCGUCGUCUGCGGAGCCAUCGGGGGGUUUCUUCGAGGAUAUCCCCAUUUUCACCCAUCGUUCGGUGUCAGCUACAGGUCUCCGUUUGAUACCGUCUCUCUUCCCGCCAACGGUGCAGAAAGAACUGCUCUCUCGGCUGUUCCAUCGCGAUCUCUCGGAUCCAAGACACCAGACGAACGUGCAUCUACACUACAAUGUGACGUAUCCAGACAGCCCCAAAUCACGUGGUGACGACGACAAGGAGGAGAAGGAUGAAAAGGAGGAGGAGAAGGAGGCUCGAUCUGAUGAUCAACAGCCACGAGCCUCGUUCUUCCAAGCGGACCCGGGGCUGGUGCUGUCGCCCAAGGACCCCGAGGCGCACAAACCCAUCACCAUCCAAAACUUCCUCGAGAAGAAGCUGCGCUGGAUCACGCUGGGCGGCCAGUACAACUGGACGACCAAGGAGUACCCCGCAGGACCGCCGCCGGCGUUCCCUCAGGAUAUCGCCCGCCUCCUGCGAGCGGCCUUCCCGGAGACGGAGCCCCAGGCGGCCAUUGUCAACGUCUACUCUGCUGGGGACACGCUCAGCAUGCAUCGAGACGUCAGCGAGGAGUGUGACAGCGGCCUUAUCAGCGUGAGCUUUGGCUGCGACGGGCUGUUCGUCGUCAGCCACGACGACGGCGAGGGCUGCGAGGUCAUCCGUCUGCGGUCCGGAGAUGCCAUCUACAUGGCCGGCCGGUCUCGAUUUGCCUGGCAUGGAGUGCCCAAGGUCUUGCCGUCGACGUGCCCGACGUGGCUGCAAGACUGGCCGGGGCCGGACUAUGAAUAUUGGCGGGGAUGGAUGGGCGGAAAGCGAGUCAAUUUGAACGUGCGGCAGAUGAAUGAUGUGGACGAGAAUGGUGCUCUAGAGCAUUAG